AUGGGAAAUGUGGCUUAUUCACAAAGUGGAUCUUCGUGUUCUUCUCCUACAUGUAGUGAAGAAAAGGUUCAACAUGUGCAUAAUGAAAUUUUGAGGAAGAAAACCAAAUCAGGUGACAUUCCUAAUAGAAAGUCCUCAAAAUGUAAUGUAGAAAAUAAGAAUGGUUUGGAAUUUUUGAAAACUAAAAAUAGAGCAAAAAGAUGCAAACCAAGCAAAUGUUUGCUACGCAAUUGCACAUUUUCAGUAAAUUAUAAAAUAAACAAUACCUUUUUCCCUCUAAUGUUGGAGUUAAAAAAUGAACCUCAAUGUAAAAUAGUAAUUGUUGAUGAAGGAAAAAGUACUAUUAUGAAACAAAUAUUUAUUAAGGACAUCCAAGCGAUUGAAAGUUCUAUUAACUCAAUAAACAUUUUUCUAAAGAUAAAUGCUGAAUAUACAGCAGGUAACAAAUUCAAUUUAUGCAGUUUUAUAUUGAAAGACAAUGAUGACAAAUCUUCUUUUAUUCAUAAUAUAAAAAUGUUGUACGGAUUAGACGUAUUAGAAUAUGGAGCAGUGAAAUAUAAUAAAAUAAACACACAAGAAAUUGAAGAAAAAUACGUCUAUGAUAAUAACAUUCUGAGUAAAGAAAAUAAGCAUAAUCUCCAAUCCUUACUAGAUGACAUUAAUGACAAUUUAUGUAGAAAUAGUGACUUAUUUGAAAAAGAAAUUAUCAUGGAACAAAAAAAAUUGAAUGCACUGGAAAACACAACUUUACAAUUAGGACAAGUUCAUAAUCCUAUAAUCAUCUUAGGUGAUAUGCAAGAUGGUGAUAUUAUAAAAGUAAAAGAAUUAAAUGCAUUGGAACAAGGCAGUUUUAAAAUAAAAGAGAAUCUAUAUCAUGAUGAUUUUACACUAAUUGAAUGGUUUCUAUCGAAAAAAAUGGGAUCCAAUCGUCAUUUCAAGGAAAAGUCAAUUCAUUGUGGUAAUCAUUUUCAGCUCAAGUCUUACAUGAUAGGUUAUUUUAUCAAAGUAAAAGUUUCAAAAAAUAUGUAUGUUCAUGGAAAAAAAACAUUUGUUACUUCUAUAAGUGUAAAGGGACCAGUGACAAUAAAUGAUAACACUGCAAAACAGGUUCUAAAGCAUUUGUCUAACGUUAACGAAUCUAUAGAAGUGUACCUUUCAUCAUCUGAUAUUUAUAAUAUAUUUUUUUUCCUUGUGAAAUCUAGGAUAAACAAAAUUUUAGGAUUAUUUAUUUUUUACCCCGCUCAUAUUUUUGUAAUGCGAAAGGGUUUGCGAUUCGCUAUUACACUUAAUGGUGAAAGUUAUUCUGUAGAUUAUUUAUGGGACUCUUUCUACUUAACAAAAAAAGAUGUUCUCUUUGAUAAGUCAUCUGAUUUUGUGCCAACAUAUAUGGAUACAUCUGACAUCCAUUUAUAUUUCAUAACACACAGUCUGAAUGGGGAAAAAAUAAAAUCUAUAAUAAGAACCAACUCGAGUGACGAACGGGAUGCUAUAUUUGCAACUGUUUUUUUUUGCAAAUAUCAAAAGGGACCAAUGCCAUUAGACGAAUUCAUGCGCGAUUCCCUGUCUGGAUCGUACAACAACAUCAAAAAAAAAUUUCAAAAUAUUUUCGUACAGUUAAAAGGAGAUAACCUAAAAAAAGUCCAGUUGCUUAACGUGUAUAAAAAUGGUUAA
Messenger RNA from Plasmodium gonderi, 1671 nucleotides. RefSeq lists its product as hypothetical. The transcript is spliced from 3 exons. NCBI's taxonomy places the organism in Eukaryota, Apicomplexa, Aconoidasida, Haemosporida, Plasmodiidae. The record is from RefSeq and is a predicted model, not a curated record. The coding region runs from base 1 to 1671 and encodes 556 amino acids.